AUCCUUGUAGUGUUCAGAUUGAACGGCUACGAUUGAAGUUUGAGUGUUCUACUGCUAAAUGCUGGUUCGGAAGCUUCUGCUUCUUCUGCUCUCUCUCUCUCUCUCUACUGAAACGAAAAAAAUCUCAGAAAAUCUCUGCUUGUUUGGUGGGAAGAUGGCGCCGGUUGAAGAUGAUAAGGAAAACAAGGCGGAGCAACCUGUGAUUCAGGUUCUGAGCGACGACGACGACGACAGUGAAGUCGAGGAAACCAAAGAGGACGGAGGAGAAAAAGGUACCGCAGACGACGAUGAAGACAAUGAAGCUGAAGACGAAGACGAUGAUGACGAAGACGAUGAAGAUGAUGAGGAAGACGACGACGAUGAAGAAGAGGAGGAGGAGGAUCUUGGGACAGAGUACUUAGUGAGGCCAGUUGUUGAGGUUGAAGAUGAGGAUGACGCAAGUGAUUUUGAGCCUGAGGAGAAUGUCGUUGAAGAAGAUGUUGAUGAAGAGAUUGAAGAAGAUGAUGUUGAUGAGGACAUCAGCUUGAGUGCUGGCAAAUCUGAGCCUCUGCCCAAGAGGAAGAGGAUUGCUAAGGAGCACAGUGGUGAGCUAGGAGAUGUCACUGGUGAUGACAUUAGGCCUUGUAAACGUUAGUUUUAACUUUCGAACUGACCUCAUCAAAUCCAAGAAACAAGAAGAAGUCGGAGAUGGAUUAAAAAAUUCACAGUGUUUGAAUCAUCUGUUGGGUUGAUGUAGUUUUUUAAUUUAGUGGUAGUGUUUGUUUAGAGCUUAAUGGAUUGUUGUUUCUUAAUCUUUCUCGAGACAGCUUCAAACAAGUUGAGUAUUCUACGCUUUUCUUUAUAAACGUUGGAAGAAUUUGGUUUCUUUACU
This is a messenger RNA of Camelina sativa (false flax), 871 nucleotides long. RefSeq lists its product as uncharacterized. The record is from RefSeq and is a predicted model, not a curated record. NCBI's taxonomy places the organism in Eukaryota, Viridiplantae, Streptophyta, Magnoliopsida, Brassicales, Brassicaceae.